Cokeromyces recurvatus is the source of this 1475-nucleotide messenger RNA. RefSeq lists its product as uncharacterized. NCBI's taxonomy places the organism in Eukaryota, Fungi, Mucoromycota, Mucoromycetes, Mucorales, Mucoraceae. The record is from RefSeq and is a predicted model, not a curated record. Bases 32 to 1396 code for a protein of 454 amino acids. The transcript is spliced from 10 exons.
UUUUUUUUUUUAAUGAUCUAAUUUAAUUGUAAUGAUGUUUUCGUAUUCAUCGUACAACUCAUUUAUAAUUUAUAAUAAUCUGCUAGUAUUGUUUGCCAUUUUGGUAAUCAAUCAUUUUGCAACAGUAUUUGAUAUUCGAAUUGUAUCUUACUUGUUGAACACUCGUGUUGCCAUUAUAUUAGAAUGCUUCUUAACAACUCUUUGUAGCUAUAAUAUAUAUAAAGUAACAAAACAUAUAAUCAAUCCUUUCUUUUCAAAGUUAAACGUUCCAUUCAAGCUUUACACACAUCAAAGUGGUCCUCUUUUAAAUAGACUUGAACUUGUAUUUAAAUGUCUAAUGGAUGAAUGGAAAUCUUUGAAAAAACCGACAACUAUUCAAAACCCUAUUACUACAGAAGUGAAUAACAAUAAGACUGAAGAUAAGAAGUUUAUUGAAUUAUUUACAUACAAAACAAAGCCAACUACAUCGUUGAAUAAUAGAUUAUACAAUCAACCAAAAUCGACCCUUUUGACGAAUAACCCAGUUACGACUACUACUAGUAACCCAUUUAAUACAAAAGGCUUCAAUUUGAAUGAGAUGCAAAUCAAUCAAACUGGUUUAAAUCAAUUACUUCAACAAAAGCAAAAUAUGAUGUCUUCUACUGUUACUAAUUCAACUACUGGUGUAAUGAAUGCUUCUAAUCUUUAUAGUAGAACUUCAGCAUCAACCAAAAAGCCUUCUGAAACACCCAAGCUUCAAUAUGUACCUUGUAUUCGACCACCACUUAAACCUACUACUCAUCGUGAACGUUUAUUAUGGUUUUUAUCACCUACGCCUGAAGUAGUUGAAGAUUUCAAAAUCGAACAAAUGCUGGAUAUUCAAAAAUAUUGGACUAAAUUUAAUGAUCAUGCGUCACGCAUUUAUUAUGAUAAGAUGACCGAUAUUUUAUUAAGCAAGAUUUUGCGACCUUUAUCUAAAUCAAUCGAAAUUUAUAGUCAUCUUCUUUCACCCGAAGGUGAAGGUGAAAAACGUUUAGCAAAUUGUCCUGCAAAAGCAAUUGCGCUUUCCUUAGUUCUUCCUAAUGCUAAUGAUUCUGAAUUUAGUUUAUAUGAAAUUGAAAAUUUUAUUAGCUUAGAAGGGUAUUUGAAUCUAGAUGGUAGACUCUAUAUUAUUGAACGUGUUAAAGAACUUGCAAAGAACAAUCGAAUGGCUGCUUAUAGAUUUACGCCUAAAUAUCCUGGAAUGCCUACAGAUGCAGACAUUAUUAUGCAUGUUUUUAAGUAUUAUUUGAGUAUUAGAGAGCCUUAUGCUAUUCCCCCACUUCUUCGCCCUGAAGGUGAUUUAUUUAAAUUCCUUUUGAUUUACAUUAAAAUUACACCAGAACUUAAUCAUUGGAAAUUAUUUGAUGAAAAUUAAAUACUCUUAUUAGAAUCAAAGUGAAUACUUUUUUUACUUUUUAAAAUAAAUAAACUUGUUUAUGCGCUUUAUUUAAAAA